GCAUCCCUCCAUCCCUGCAUCCCUCUGCCCUCAGAGAUGGUUUCAAUGCGCCUCCCCCAGCAGAGCCCCGCAGCACCCCGCCCACGUAAGGAACCAGGCCACCGCUGCUUGUCAUUUAUUUUGUUUUCUCUCGUGUUGUGAAUUUGCAUAAGAGCGAUGCGCCAUCUCAGGGGAGUUUUGGGUUUUGUUGCACCUGCUCAGGACGUGGCCGGGAGAUAUGCUUUCCCCUCAGCCAAUGGGGAGAGGAGGAUGCGCGCAGGGGGCUGGAACUGUCUAUCAGGCCUGGGCCCGCCCCCCGCACACAAAAGCAGCUUCCCUCACUAUCUGGGGGCAGGAAAGCCUCAGCCAUCGGGAAGCAGAGAGCCGAAGCCGCGCAGGCCCGGGGCUGCGAUGGCGGGGCGCGCAGGGACCGCGGGGAGGCAAGGGCGCUGCUGCUGACCCGGCAGCCCUUCUCCAGCUGGGCCGGGGUCCGCGGGCCACGUCGCCCUGGGUGACCUUCCUCCGAUGUGGACUUGCCCCUGAGCAUCCUUCCGCCAGGCCCCAGCCUGGGUACCACCCGGGAGAUGCCCGCCUGCAUCCGGGCCCGGCCCGCCUUUGUGUCUCAGUGACAGCGCGGAGCCGCCGCCGAGAUCCGCUUCCGGGGUCGCCCAAGCUCCCAGCCGGCUCUUUCCAGCUCCCAUGGGGACCACGGAAGCCACGCUGAGGAUGGAAAACGUGGACGUGAGGGAUGAAUGGCAGGAUGAGGAUCUGCCCAGACCCCUCCCUGAAGACACUGGGGUGGAGCUGCUGGGCGGCGCAGUGGAAGACUCGUCCUCUCCUCCCUCCACCCUGAACUUGAGUGGGGCACAUCGGAAGAGAAAGACCCUGGUGGCCCCAGAGAUCAACAUCUCCCUGGACCAAAGCGAGGGCUCUCUGCUGUCCGACGACUUCCUGGACACCCCCGAUGACCUGGACAUCAACGUGGAUGACAUCGAGACGCCGGACGAGACCGACUCGCUGGAGUUCUUGGGAAAUGGCAAUGACCUUGAGUGGGAAGACGACACCCCAGUGGCCACUGCCAAGAACAUGCCCGGGGACAGCGCGGACCUGUUCGGGGACAGCGCGGCGGACGAGGGCGCAGCGGCCAAUGGUCGCCUGUGGCGGACUGUCAUCAUCGGGGAACAGGAGCACCGCAUCGACCUGCACAUGAUCCGGCCGUACAUGAAGGUGGUCACUCACGGAGGGUACUACGGGGAAGGCCUCAACGCCAUCAUCGUCUUCGCUGCCUGCUUCCUCCCAGACAGCAGCUCCCCCGACUACCACUACAUCAUGGAGAAUCUCUUCCUAUACGUCAUCAGUAGCCUGGAGCUGCUGGUGGCUGAGGACUACAUGAUCGUGUACCUGAACGGGGCCACGCCCCGGCGGAGGAUGCCGGGCAUCGGCUGGCUGAAGAAGUGUUACCACAUGAUUGACAGGAGACCCUGUUUCUGUGAGAAGGUGGGGCAGGGCUCCUGCCCACCCCAAACUCGCUGUGUGACGGGUCACACUUAUCCCAUCCUGGGCCUCCAGCUCCCUCCAACACGCCAGGGACAUCAGUGCAUGCUCGAGGGGCCAGUGGGAUCCCAGGGCCCCAGGCUCAGCCCCAGCCACUGCACUCCGUCACCUGGUUCUGUCUGCCACAGCGCGCGGCCCCCACAGCCGGAGUUCCUGGUUCCCAGGUCCGAAGAAAAGCCGGAGACAGUGGAAGAAGAGGACGAGUCAGCGGAAGUGACAGAAGACCAGGAAACAAGCAUGUCCUGAUUUAACCAGAACCUAGAGAUGGACAGAGAAGACUCCAGACACCACAUAACCUCCGUCAGAGGCCUGUGGGCCCCAGACUUCAUCCUGCCUCAUCCUGCGUCCAUCAUCCAAGGACACCUGGCUCCCUUGUCCCUCUCUGAAUCCUGGUGUCCUUUCUCGCUUCUUGAGUACAUUUCACUGUUUUUAUUUUAAGAAGGCGGUAUGAGCACAUUCUGGAAUGGACCAGGUCCUUGGCCUCUACCCUUCCACAUCCUGAGCUUGGGGUUGGCAAAGCUGGAUAU
Messenger RNA from Onychomys torridus (southern grasshopper mouse), 2060 nucleotides. RefSeq names its product ATCAY kinesin light chain interacting caytaxin (gene Atcay). Gene Ontology annotation, biological process: apoptotic process. Bases 679 to 1779 code for a protein of 366 amino acids. The record is from RefSeq and is a predicted model, not a curated record. The transcript has 10 exons. Gene Ontology annotation, cellular component: cytoplasm. Lineage: Eukaryota; Metazoa; Chordata; Mammalia; Rodentia; Cricetidae.